Patella vulgata (common limpet) is the source of this 1599-nucleotide messenger RNA. Its product is annotated as alpha-amylase. Gene Ontology annotation, molecular function: cation binding; alpha-amylase activity. The record is from RefSeq and is a predicted model, not a curated record. Gene Ontology annotation, biological process: carbohydrate metabolic process. Lineage: Eukaryota; Metazoa; Mollusca; Gastropoda; Patellidae. The coding region runs from base 1 to 1515 and encodes 504 amino acids. The transcript is spliced from 5 exons.
AUGUUAUCAGAAGCCCAGGGCUCACAGUAUAGCGACCCACAUUGUGCUGGUGGUCGUUCUGCUAUAACACAUUUGUUUGAGUGGAAAUGGUCAGACAUCGCCCAGGAAUGUGAACGCUUUCUUGGACCUUAUGGUUACUGUGGUGUUCAGAUUUCUCCCCCUAAUGAGAACCGUGUGGUUACCAAUCCUAACCGACCGUGGUGGGAAAGAUACCAACCAGUUAGUUAUAAACUUGUUACUAGAAGUGGUAAUGAGGAUCAACUGAAAGACAUGAUACAGAGAUGUAACAAAGCUGGUGUAAGAAUAUAUGCUGAUGCCGUUGUCAAUCACAUGACCGGAGCUGGCGGUACUGGUUACGGCACCGGAGGGUCCUCAUAUGACGCAAACAGCCUAAAUUUCCCAGGAGUUCCAUUUGGUGGUAAUGAUUUCAAUGGAGGGAACGAAUGUCACAGCAGCGACGGUAGCAUCCAUAAUUACAAUAACGCUGAAGAGGUCAGAAACUGUCGUCUCGUUGGCCUGACAGAUUUAAAGUUAUCUUCUGAUUAUGUCCGAGGAAAGGUUGCCGGGUAUUUCAAUCAUUUAAUUGAUCUUGGUAUCGCUGGUUUCAGGGUUGACGCUGCUAAACAUAUGUGGCCAGGAGACAUCGCAGCUGUCUUGUCGAAAACUAAAAACUUAAGAUCUGACAUAUUUGGAGGUGGCAAAAGGGCGUUUGUUUACCAAGAGGUAAUUGAUAUGGGGGGUAAUGAGCCUAUCAAAGGUGGUCAGUAUGUUGGAGAUGGGCGGGUAACAAAUUUCAUUUUUGGAGCUAAACUUGCUGAAAUAUUCAGGAAAAAGAAUGCUAUGAAGUAUUUAAAGACCUGGGGUGAAGGUUGGGGAAUGAUGAGAUCAAAUGAUGUUGUGAAUUUCAUUGAUAAUCAUGACAACCAGAGAGGUCACGGGGGUGCUGGAGCAGUCCUCACUCAUUGGGAACCCAGGCCCUACAAAGUAGCAACCGCCUUUAUGCUGGCCCACCCUUACGGAUUCCCAAGAAUUAUGAGUAGCUACGAAUACAACCGCGCCGAUAAUACGGAGGGUCCUCCCCAUAACGGAGACAUGAGUAUUAAAGAUGUUGCAAUCAAAAGCGACAUGUCAUGUGGAAACGGCUGGUCCUGCGAACAUAGAUGGCGUCAGAUUUACAAUAUGGUGGCCUUCAGAAACAAAGCUGGUGGAGAUGGUUUAAGUAAUUGGUGGUCUGGUGGUGAUUAUCAAAUAGCAUUCUCUCGUGGUAACAAGGCUUUUAUUGCUAUGAAUCUAGAUGGAUUUGAUAUUAAUGCUAAUCUGAACACUGGUCUACCCAGUGGUACUUAUUGUGAUGUUAUUUCUGGUAAUCUUGAAAACGGGCGAUGUACCGGAAAGACGAUCCAGGUCGGUGGAGAUAGUAAAGCUCAUAUUAAUGUUGGUCACAGUUGGGAAGAUCCCAUGAUUGCCAUCCAUAUCGGUGCCCGUCAAGGUUCUUCCCCUUCAAGAGUGGGUUAAAUAUACACCACUAUAAUUAUCAUGGUAGCAGGCUGGGACGCCAUUUCGUAAACUUUUCAUUUUUUACCAUCGAAUAAAACUUCA